AGUCAUUGAUUAUAAUUUAGUAACAUAUGUUCUAAACAAAAAAUCCAAUUAGAUUGAAUCUAUUGCUUUGCAACUCUUCGUUGUAGCAAAUCUUUGUACUAAAAGAGACAGUAGAUAUUCUAAUUAUUUAUUAGUUUAUCAUCUUAAAAUACGUUUGAAAAGAAGAUCGAUAUAAUUGAAGCAGACAAUAUUUCAUUGUUUAUGUCACGGGGAUUUUUCCGUGACUUUCCCCGAAUUUCUUUUGUGUUACAUUAAAAGCAUUAACUCAAGCAUUAAUUUCAUAAUUUAAACGAGUGGGAUUCUCAGAAUUAAUUCAUUGAGUUUAUUCAACUAUUUUAUAAUUAUUUGAACUCUUAAUAUCGAAAAAAUGCCGCACGCAGGCUUAGUAACUAUAAUUCUUGGAGUCACUGUAGCUACAGUUUUAUAUUUUAUGUUUGGAAAUAAUAAACAGAGAAAUGGUCAAUAUUAUGAACAUGCUUAUGAAUCUUAUUCAGAACAAUCCAGUGUAUCAAGAGAUUCCGAUGAAUGUCCAAUAUGUUUACUUCCAUUGGCAUGUAAAAUUAAUUAUAUUUUACAACCUUGUAGACAUAAAUUUCAUAAAAGAUGUAUUGAAAAAUGGGGACAUGAAGCUGAGUCUCAAGCAUUGUGUCCACUCUGCAGAUCUCCAUUUGCUCAAAUUAGAUAGAUUUACAUAAGACUGUCAAAUUUAAUAUAAAAUAAAAAUUUAUUGAUUAAUAUAAUAUUUUUUGUACUUUGUUGAAAUUAAGAUGUAUUUGUUAAACAUCAAAUUUUCAAAACUACAAAUAAAUUUUUAAUAGAUAGUUGUAAAAUUGUCUUGUAUAAUUAAGACAA
Molecule: messenger RNA, 852 nt
Organism: Apis florea (little honeybee)
Lineage: Eukaryota; Metazoa; Arthropoda; Insecta; Hymenoptera; Apidae
Biological process (GO): protein ubiquitination
Molecular function (GO): ubiquitin protein ligase activity
Source: RefSeq, a predicted model, not a curated record